AUGUCAGAACUUACACCCGCUCAGCUUAAGGCACAGAAGAAGGCCGCCAAGGCCGCCAAGCGUGCGGCUUCCAAGGAGGCAUCGGGCCAGGCUCCUACUCGAGAUCCACGAGAGGCCAAGAAGGAACAGCAACAGGCCGCAGCCAAGGAGGGAGGCUCAUCUUCAAACACCGGAAACAACAGCAAUAACACACAAGGCGGAAGCAAUCAAUCGUCCGCCUCUGCAUCGUCCAAGGAGGAUCGAACCCGGGCUUCCAGACCCGCUUUGUUUGGGCACCUUGAGAAGGCAGGAAAGGUGACUGCAGCGGAUGCUGGCAAGGACGUGCAUCCCGAGGUGAUCACCUUGGCACUCCGGUACUCGUCGUAUCAGAUUGUGGGCUCUUCUGACCGAGCCCGAACUCUUCUGCAGGCCUUCCAGCGGGUUAUUGCUGACUACGAGACUCCCGAGGGAACUACACUGUCUCGAAACCUCACUACACAUCUUGGUCACCAGAUUGAUUUUGUCAUUUCUGCACGACCGUUGUCUGUGUCCAUGGGUAAUGCCAUUCGGUGGCUCAAGCAGGAAAUUUCUGUGGUGAGCAUUGACAUGUCCGAUCAGGCUGCCAAAGACAUGCUGGUGGAGAAGAUUGACGAGUACAUCAAGGAGAAGAUCGAUGUGAGUGGAUCCGUCAUCGUGGAGAGCGCCGUCAACGACAUUGCCGACGGUGACACCGUCCUCACUUUUGCACAUUCCGAGGUGGUGGAGAACACCUUCAUUGCUGCUCACCAGGCCGGUAAGCGGUUCAAGAUCAUUGUGGUCGACUCCCGACCUCUGCAUGAGGGCCGAAAGCUGGCUCGAGAUCUGUCUGCCCGGGGCAUUGAGUGCAUCUACAUUCUGGUUUCGGCACUGGCUCAUGUUCUGGACGACGUUUCUCGAGUCUUUCUGGGAGCCCAUGCCAUGCUUUCUAACGGCGCUCUGCUUUCGCGUGUCGGCUCUGCCCUCAUCGCCACUGCUGCCAAGCGAAAGAACAUCCCCGUGAUCGUCCUAUGCGAGUCCAUGAAGUUCUCUGACCGAGUCCAGCUCGAUUCUGUCACUCUCAACGAGCUGGCCUUCCCCGAAAUGCUGGCAAACACCUACAUCAGUGACAAGAAGAAGCUUCCUGAAGACAAGGCCAAGACCUCGCUCAAGUACCUCAAUCUGUGCUACGAUCUGACUCCUGCCGCAAAUCUCACCAAGAUUAUCACCGAGCUGGGUCAUCUGCCUCCCUCGGCCGUUCCCGUCAUCAUGCGAGAAUACAAGUCCGCUUACACUAUGUAG
Molecule: messenger RNA, 1296 nt
Organism: Yarrowia lipolytica CLIB122
Lineage: Eukaryota; Fungi; Ascomycota; Dipodascomycetes; Dipodascales
Source: RefSeq, a predicted model, not a curated record